Molecule: messenger RNA, 3396 nt
Organism: Loxodonta africana (African savanna elephant)
Lineage: Eukaryota; Metazoa; Chordata; Mammalia; Proboscidea; Elephantidae
Product: Fc receptor-like protein 2
Exons: 4
Coding region: 681-1472 (263 amino acids)
Biological process (GO): cell surface receptor signaling pathway
Cellular component (GO): plasma membrane
Molecular function (GO): transmembrane signaling receptor activity
Source: RefSeq, a predicted model, not a curated record
AAUGGAUUAAGCUCUCUAUAAUCUGUCUCUUCUUUAUCAGUCAAAUAAUCAGACAUUCAUCGACCACUGACUGUGUGUGCGGCACUUAGCAGUGGGCCAGCAACUUUAAAAGCCAAGGUUGCUGCCUCCAAAUGGCUGAUCUGCUGGGAUUGCAACACAUCUUGACUUAUUAGAAGGCAAUGUAGUGCUACAUUGUAUGGGACUAAAGAAAGCCUCAGAAAAAGCAGAAGCUAGAGUGAAUCUGAGUGGUCAGAGGAUGCUUUGGGACAGAAGGGUUGUGAUUUGGUUCAGGCCUUGAAAUUAGAAACAAAGGAAGAAUUGUCAUUUAGAUCGUUAUUAGUGACAACGCCUUUUCUAAGGUAGGGCUGAUGCUGCCAGUGUCCGUCUUCAUUCUGUGUAAAGGACAUCUACCUGCACGGUGGCUCAACCAAAAAGCGUUCCCUGCCUCAUGGAGCAGAUGGUUCAUCACAAAUUCUGUAGUGAUUGCUGCCAUGAAAUUAGCCAGAAUCAGGGUUGGGAUAUGGAAAUAAUUGUAUCCACAUUCUUCAAGGCUAAGUGUAAUGGAGUCCAUACAUCUGAAGGCAUGCUUAUAAUGGAUUACAUGUAGAUCCCUAUAUUCCCAAGGGGAUGGAAUCUGUCUUUGUCCCGGUCUCAGGGUUUUCUAUAGUCAGGGUUCUCACAUGUUAUCUUAUACCCACUCAGGAGUACCUGUCGCUAACGUGAGCUUAGAAACCCAGCCCCCUGGCGGGCAGGUGAUUGAAGGAGAGAAGUUGGUCCUCCUCUGCUCGGUGUCUGAGGGCACAGGAAACAUCACAUUCUCCUGGCACAGAGAGACCACAGAAACCAGUCUGGGAAACAAGACCCAGCGUUCCCUGUCAGCAGAGCUGGAGAUCCUGGCUGUGAAGGACAGUGAUGCUGGCAAGUAUUACUGCAGAGCUGACAAUGGUUACCAGCCCGUCCUGAGUGAGGUGAACAUCACUGUGAGAAUUCCAGUGUCUCGCCCUGCCCUUACCAUCAGGGUUUCUGGGGCCCAGGCUAUGGUCGGGGACAUGGUGGAGCUUCACUGUGAGGUCCAGAGAGGCACUCACCCUAUCCUGUACCAGUUCUAUCAAAAGGAUGUCAUCCUGGGGAACAGCUCGGCAUCCUUUGGAGGAGGAGCAUCCUUCAACCUCUCUCUGACCUCAGAGCACUCUGAGAACUACUCCUGUGAGGCUGACAAUGGCCUCAGGGCCCAGCGUAGUCAGGUGGUGACACUCAAUGUCACAGGACCUGAGGGCUACAGAAAAGACCUUGUCAUAGCCGGAACUCUUGGGGGACUCUUUGGUGUUCUUGGUUUUGUUGCUGUUGCCCUACCAUUUUAUUACUGGUACCACAAGACAUCAGAAGCAAAUGACAGCAGAAGCAGACAGCUAAUCCCAAGAUCAUGGAACAAGAUAUCAUGCAAGUUACUAAGAUUUGUGGACUUUGCUUAGUGAUUGUAACUUUUCUUGUAUUAAUAACCUUACUAUACUCCUGUGGUCUUAUUUCUUAGAAAUUCUCUCUAAUAUGAAAGUCCAAAUAAACUUUUUUUCUGCUUAAUUGCUAAUGCUUCUCUUUAUGCCUGAGUAAGUACUACAAGAGAAAUAGGACAAAAUAUCAUAAAAACUCACACACACAAAAAAAAGCUUCUUAGCCUCAUUCAAUACCUCCUAUACCUAAUACUCCUUUUCUUGAUAUUUUUAACUGGUUACCUAAUAGUAUUGGCUCUUAGCUACAUUUUUAUUCCAGACUAGAUUGAUUAUCUUAGUUAUUGUAAUAAUUAUUUUGGGGUUAAUCAAAUAUUAUAUGAAUUGUUUCUCUAACAUUUGUAAUCAGGACACUAUUGCCCUGACAAUGCAUAGAAUUAUGUAUUUUUAAAGAACCCCAGUUUACACCUUAAGUUAGUCUUUUAGAAAUGCGAAGUUGUCCCUCCAAAUGUGGCCUUGCUGUACACAUGUCCCAACCAGAGAAUCACAGAAGCAGAGUGUCUAAGCUGUGGCAUGGUGAAGAAAUUAAUAGCUGAAUACUGGAAAAUGAAAACUAGGUCUGAAAUUUAAUAAAACAACCUAAAAAAUCCAUGCAGAAGAAAGCACUCUUAUAGUAGUGAUCAAGGAAUGUCUACAGAAAUUCAUGAUCAGAAGGGAGGAGUGUAUAAGAGCAUUUUAAAACUGAGGUGUUUGGCUUGACUAAGGUUGCUGACACAGGUCUAAAAUCAAAUUCCCCUUUUCCCCAGAUCCUUGCUCCUGCUUUCAGAAUACAUGCACUCCUCUUCCUUCCGGGUGAAUAAUUAUGUGGUUAUGCUUGCUUAAAUUUAUGAAAAAAGUGUUCCAGGAACAGCAUGACAAAAAUGCUCUGUUCUCAGGAGAAAAUGUUUAUGCAGCAUGUUAUAGGGAGAACACUUACACAGGUUGUCCCCAGAAAGUCUGUGAUGGAAAUUAGAUUGACUGACAUUGUGAAAAGUUUACUUGUGAUAUAUACGUAACCCCCGCCCUCAUAUACAAAAACCCCCUUUCAGACUUCAGAGCAUUUUGUCACUGAAUGCUGUCUAAUUUGUGAAUUGUACAUCUCUUAAUAAAACUCUUUGCUUUUAACCUUAGCAGGUUCAGAGAUUUUUUUUUUCCCUUUAACAGUACUCAAUGUUAUUUUACCUUCACAAAAGGAAGUUCAAAGUUUUCUUUUCUUUUAUAUGUUUUGAAACAGUUCAUAUAGCAAAAAAAUUGCCUAUUCUUUCAAGGUUUUAUGGAGCAUUCCCGUUAAAUGGUCUGUGCCUGUUGUGCUUUUGGAGGGUUAGACCUUGGACAAAUGUCUUUAUUUAUAUUCUUGUAAUUAAUCUUGCAAAAGAUGUUAAUAUUCAACAACAUCCAGUUUUCCUUUACUUCUGGGGAAAUGGGAAUUUUGCAUUUCCCUGACUCCUUGAAGUUAUGUAUGACCAGUGAAAUGACAGAAGUGGUGUGUGUCAUUCCCGAUGGGAGCUUUUAGGAGUCAAAGAUUGACCUUCCAUGCCCUAAUUCCAUGUGCCAGUUGAUUGUGGAAACACAUGCUGAGAUGAUAGCAUAUUAAACCAUAAAAUAUAUCAUAUUUUACGAUAAUUAAAACAUUGUUUUAGGUAUGUGAUUAGACAAGGAAAAAAUAGAACAAAAUAGAAUAUCCAGAAACCCAGGCAAAUGUCUGUGAGGUUUGCCAUUUGAAGUGACAUUUCAAAGCACUGGGGAAAAAGGAUGGAUUAUUCAACUGAUAGUAUUGGAAUAAAUAGCCAUUUGGAAGAAAUACAAUUGAAUUCCUAUUCUAUAUCAUGUAUUUUCCAGGCUGAUUAUACACAGUUAAGUCAUGCAAAAGCUUUGAGAGAUAAAGCUCCCUCUGCUGAAAUAAAUGUUUCUU